GAUUGCCUUGCCUUGAUGGCGGGUGCGGAAGAGUCGGUAGAGAGGAGCAUCCCCUAGUUACUAUCCAGUGACGCUCGAACACUCGGCAGCUAGAGGACCGCCCACUUUUUUCUUCAUCUGCUCCUCACCGAGUCCAAUACUCUCAAAGGUGCCGUCAAGCCAUCAUGGAGCUAGAUACGUUUGGCUCUGUGAGAUAUAUGGAUCGACUAGAGCUGUACAAGACCGAGAAACCAUAUGUCAGUUCCCUCGAGCCAUGGAAUGUACCAGGAGCCAAAUCCAACAACCUUUCCACAACUCCAACAGAAGUCGCCAUUCGGAACAUGAGGCCUGUUCUGCAAGACUUCUCGAUACAUUGCCAGGGGUUUCAAGCCGCCACUAUGCCAACUUCAAUGAAAGAGGCGGAUUUCUACGACAGUAACCUGGUUGAGUCUACCUAUUACGACGAAUGCGAAGUCUUUCUCAAACGCCAGUUUGGCGCGGAAAAGGUCCAAUUCUUUGACAAUACGCUUCGUCGAGUUGACAGAGAAGACUCGGAUCCAUUCAGACAACUUCAAUCUAUUCAGACUCUCACUGCUGCAGCAGAUGUUCACGUUGACCAAACCCCGGCGUCCGCGUACCGAAGGAUCAAGAAUCUAUUUGGAGAAGAAGCUGAUACGCUUCGUGAAGGGCGAUUCCAGAUCCUGAAUAUAUGGAGGCCCCUAUUCACCCCCUUAUAUGACCACCCCUUGUGUCUCUGCGAUUAUCGCUCAACCGACCCAUCGGAUUUCAUCGAAACCGACAUGCCUUCUCCACAAUGGAUCGGGGAGCUUUAUCAGGUUGCUCGGAAUCCAGCCCAUAAAUGGUGGUUCUUGCCUGGAAUGAUGGAUCAGGAGGUCCUCAUCAUCAAAUGCUUCGACUCUUUGGCGGAGGAACAAGAGGGCACGAUUGCAAAAUGUACACCACAUUGCUCGUUUGUCUGGAAAGAGACUCCGCAAGGCACGCGUCCCCGGGAAAGCCUUGAGGUUAGGGCUGUGAUUUGGUCACCGAACUAGUCCUGGGAAUGCCCUUCAGCAGCGGACAUUUGUUGUGCCAUGUUGUUUUUCACUUCACGAAGCUGACAAGGCUGAACCUACGCAGACGAUAAAGAAUGA
Molecule: messenger RNA, 1130 nt
Organism: Trematosphaeria pertusa
Lineage: Eukaryota; Fungi; Ascomycota; Dothideomycetes; Pleosporales; Trematosphaeriaceae
Exons: 5
Coding region: 165-1031 (288 amino acids)
Molecular function (GO): oxidoreductase activity
Source: RefSeq, a predicted model, not a curated record